Dipodomys spectabilis (banner-tailed kangaroo rat) is the source of this 2368-nucleotide messenger RNA. Its product is annotated as C-X-C chemokine receptor type 1-like. Lineage: Eukaryota; Metazoa; Chordata; Mammalia; Rodentia; Heteromyidae. Gene Ontology annotation, cellular component: membrane. Gene Ontology annotation, molecular function: C-X-C chemokine receptor activity; interleukin-8 binding. Gene Ontology annotation, biological process: neutrophil chemotaxis; immune response; G protein-coupled receptor signaling pathway. The transcript has 2 exons. The record is from RefSeq and is a predicted model, not a curated record. The coding region runs from base 74 to 1144 and encodes 356 amino acids.
UGUUAGGUUACUCUGGUUUCUGGGCCUCAAGCUCAGUGGUUGAACACACCUGGCUGGUGCCUCAGAUAUCACCAUGACCCAAAGUAAGGAGUUCAUCUUCACUGCUGCUGAUCUGGACUUUGAUUAUGACUUUGGAAACUUCACUGGCAUGCCACCUGUUGGGUAUGAGUACAGCCCCUGUAUAAUAGACCCUCAGACUGUCAACAAGAACAUUGUUAUUGUCAUCUAUUCCCUGGUGUUCCUGCUAAGCCUUCUGGGAAACUCCUUAGUGAUGCUGGUCAUCUUAUACAGUCGGGUGAGCCGCUCCGUCACUGAUGUCUACCUGCUGAACCUGGCCAUAGCAGACCUGCUCUUUGCCCUGACCUUACCCAUCUGGGCAGCUGCCAAAGAGAAAGGCUGGGUUUUUGGCACACCCCUGUGCAAGGUGGUAUCCCUCUUGAAGGAAGUCAACUUCUACAGUGGUAUCUUGUUACUGGCUUGCAUCAGCAUGGACCGCUACUUGGCCAUUGUUCACGCCACACGCACACUGACCCAGAAGCGUCAUUUGGUGAAAUUCAUAUGUAUGGGCAUCUGGGGGCUGUCUUUGUUGCUAUCCCUGCCUUUCUUUAUCUUCCGUGAGGCCUAUAGUCCAAAUAACUCAAGCCCAGCCUGUUAUGAGGUCCUGGGCAAUAAUACAGCCAAAUGGCGAAUGGUGUUACGUAUCCUGCCCCACACCUUCGGCUUCCUCCUGCCCCUGCUGGUCAUGCUGUUCUGCUAUGGAUUCACAAUGCGCACACUGUUUAAGACCCAGACGGGGCAGAAGCACCGUGCCAUGCGGGUCAUCUUUGCUGUGGUGCUUGUCUUCCUGCUCUGCUGGCUGCCCUACAAUCUGGUCCUGUUGGCAGAUACCCUCAUGAGGACCGGCAUGAUUGAAGAGACCUGUGAGCGCCGCAGUGACAUUGACCGGGCCAUGGAGGCCACUGAGAUUCUAGGUUUCCUCCACAGCUGCCUCAACCCCAUCAUCUACGCCUUCAUUGGCCAAAAUUUCCGCAAUGGAUUCCUCAAGAUCUUGGCCACCCACGGCCUGGUUAGCAAGGAGUUCUUGACACGUCAUCGUGUUCCAUCUUAUACUUCUUCCUCCAUCACUGUCCCCUCAAACCUCUGAAAAGUACCACCGAAAGAAAAUCUCGCCCUCCAAGGAAAGAAUAACCAUCACCCCAAGAUGGCAUGUGUGUGCUGUUCGUCUGCUCUGGGCAGAUGCUCUCUGGGUUUGAGAGGAAGGCAUCUUCUGGAAGGAGUCUUCAGGCUCACACACCUCUUCUGAGGAAGUGCUGAGAGACUUCCUACACUCGUGUCUCACUUCCAUGAACUGGAGAGUCAUCCUUUCCUUUGAACUCAGCCAUCUUGGAUCUCCCAGCUGGGCAACCAGAAUGCUUCUAUCUGUAGUUUGAAUCCAACAUUCAAGAAUUGGGACUGACAAUGGUUUCCUUUGUGGGCUGGACUUUCCUGAUGAUCCUCUCUAGACUGCAAAUGCUGAGCAUGGCCUCGUCAGGUUCGAGCUAAAGUAGCUCUAUGAUCUGAGCUCGUGUCUCAGAUAUCACUUGUGUGUGCUGGAGACACUCAGCCAGCUACUACUGCGAGAUCAAGCUACAAGGUAGCCGUGUAUUGGAGCUGGAAAGCAUCUCCCCUGGGAAGCCAGACCCUUUGGGAAUCCCCUUCUUCCCAUGGUCAGCAUCCCAGACAAGAUGAUGCUAUGUGUGCUAAGUCCCUGCUAACCACAGACCAAACAAGACUGACCAGCAGCUUUAGUUCUUGUCCUUCUGGUGCUUCCAAUCUGAUUUGGAGCAUCAGCAAUGUUAUUGACACAGCCGUCAAUCAGUUGGACAGAGAGCGCUCUCCAAUAAAACUUUUGUUCCAUGUUUGUCCCUGUGGAAGUGGGUUGGGGUUUGUGACAUAGAGUAAGAAGUGUGUGUGUGGUAUGGCUGGUUGUUCCUGAAGUAGAAUGGGCGUGGCUUUCUCCCCAAAGCAUUUCUAGGCCGACAAGCUUGUCCCUGGGAUUUCACCCUUGCUAGAAUUGCUUCUGGAAGCACAGUCUCGUGAUCACCCUUACACCCCAGGCUGAGGAGAGUCCCUUUGUCCCUUUGUGAAUGGAAGGAUCCUUCAGAGAGUCUCAGCUUCAACUCCAUUUGAAUGUCUUCUCUGGGUGCACCUUCGCUGGAUCCCUGAGAUGAAUAGCUCCCAAUUCUCUCCUUCCAGAAGCUUCCUUAGAACCUGCUAUUUCUACAUCUGAUUUUCCCUGAUGAAGGCAGGAGCCUUCUGUUUUGUUUACUCUACAUCCUUGGUGUCUGAUUCAUUCUUGGGACCCAAUAAAUGCCCUCAGUAAAUCUUA